AACCAAGAUCCCCGUAACCCCGGCUGUUCCUUGCGGCGGAUAUACAAGUGCUGAGGUGCGCGCCCUGUUUGGUGGGAGUGAUGUAAAGCAUUUUUUGCUUCGCUCAACUAUCUCUACUUUUCUCUCGGUACUUACUCUUUUCGAGUAUCUGCCUAACUCUCGUUUCGCUACUUUUGAUAAGAGCGCUGGUAUAUUUUGAUUGAUACGGGCUAUCAAGUCUCUUCAGCUUUGAUAGCUACCUCAUACAACAUCUCGAUCUUCACAUCGAUUUUUUGCGUCAUACACCUAUCUCGACACAAUCUACAACCUCUACCCAAACACCAACCAUGCGUUCCUUCAUCAUCAUGGCCCUGGUGGCCCUCGUCGCCAUCUGCACCGCGAUGCCCAUCUCCCCUGCCGCACCUCGAUUCCAAAAGCGAGCGGAACAAUACCGUUUACAAGGACUCCGCGAGUUCGAAAUCGCAGAACGCCUGACAAACUCGGCAUCAUCAGCCUACGUCGACACAUGGCGCACCAGGCUAAACAACAAAUUACACGCCCUAUUCGAACCUUUGGAUACAGACGAGCAGGAGUUCUCUGUAGAGUUCACUAUUGACGAAAAGGGUGACUUUUCUGGCGAUCUUGUACCAGGAUCUCUAGAGGCGCCGCAGGUUCUACCAAAGCCACCGAAGGAAGGGGGUUUCUGGGACAGGCUAUGUUCCAGGUUUCAUAGCGCGGAGAGCAGCUUUGGGUACGAAGGCAAGGAGCGUGAGAUGCGGAGACCUGAGGGCAUGAGGGAUUGGAAGAUGUCAUAUGGAGGGUUCCGCCGUUAGGGGAGGGUUCCGCCGUUAGGGGAGGUUCUUCAGGAUAGCUUUGAUCUUCUAUUACAUAUUUUCGAUUGCGUACCUUGCA
Molecule: messenger RNA, 891 nt
Organism: Pyrenophora tritici-repentis Pt-1C-BFP
Lineage: Eukaryota; Fungi; Ascomycota; Dothideomycetes; Pleosporales; Pleosporaceae
Source: RefSeq, a predicted model, not a curated record